GAGACUGACUGGAGUCUGUAACGUCGCCUUCCUUUAUUCAGGCAAUCCCCUUUUCGGGGUACCGUUUCGAGGGGAGAACAAAGGGAAGGACUGCGGUGGAGAGAUCAUUGAGCUCACAAAGACUAGCUUAUCCAUCUGUGCGGACCAUCGAGAUCAGCUUUCAAAUACAGCUGCUCGCCAAACUCCCUAUGGGUACUACUCCUUGUCCUGCAUUUGCUUUCAUUUCAUCUUGACUCCUCCAUGUUCCGGGGGAACCGUCCGAUGUGGCUCAUUUUACCCUCUCAUUUCUUCUAGGAUGAUCUGACUCCGGUUUCCGAAGGAUAUCAUGAACUUCACUGCCUCACAGUUGGCGGCUUUGUGUCUCGGCAUAGUCUUCCUCAUCAUUAUCAUCCUUGGACUCCUGUUCUGGCUGUACGCCUCCAAAAGAGCCAGGCGAGAAGAUCACGAAGCAUCAGCAGCGAAUGUCGGACGGUGGAAAGAAGUCGCCGAAAUCGCUGUUCCUUCAGUGCCAACAGCUCCGAAGCUGAGAAGCCAAUUCAGUAUGCAAGGCAUCAGGAAUCCCCAUGAAUCUGUCCCGGCGACAUUCAUCCUGCCGUCGAAGCGCUUGUCAAGGUCGGUCGAUGCCUCCGAUCGCCAGUCACAGGAGUCUCGUCGUAAAGCUGCUGGGUCCAGGGAGCUGCGGUCCGAUAAGGGCAUUACGUUGGUGGAGAUGGGCGGCGAGGCAGAGCAUCCCGGUCUGCAGAAAAGCCGGACGAAGCUCUCGACACUGAAACGAGAGGGAGAGAAGCCAAAGUAUCCGCACGAAAGCGCUGAGAGACAAAAAUGGGGAGUACGGAGAGCGAGAGGAACACCCAAGUCGAGUGCUGCAAGCUCUCCUCGUAAGCAUGGUCGAAGGCAGCGCCUGGCGGCGAACGGCAGUGCAGUGGUAGGUCUAGGGGCAAGGAACGAGCGGUCUCAUAAAGACAGACGAUAGCAUACAGGUCAGGGUGCAGCCGAUCCAUCCGAGUGAUGGCUUAUGCGGCCUCUUGUCUCAUCACUGUUCUGGAUCCCAUUGCCUGGGCAAGACUCCUUCUCUUUGCCAACAUCAGACAUAGGCUUCCUGGUUCGCCACACUCUGAACGACCAAGCUGCUGCCACAAGGGUUGUGUGUGUUUCAUCGCCUCAUUUUUCGUUUCG
This is a messenger RNA of Kockovaella imperatae, 1176 nucleotides long. RefSeq lists its product as hypothetical. Bases 326 to 973 code for a protein of 215 amino acids. The record is from RefSeq and is a predicted model, not a curated record. NCBI's taxonomy places the organism in Eukaryota, Fungi, Basidiomycota, Tremellomycetes, Tremellales, Cuniculitremaceae. The transcript has 2 exons.